AACUAGUUUUAAGAUGUCGAAUUUUGAAUUUUAAUUUGUAGAAUUAGUAUAAUAUGAUGAUAUGAUAGCAACUAAUUAUAUAUAUAAAAUAUCAAAUAUGAUGAGAAUAAUUAAUACAAUUUCUAAAUAAAAUACAUAUUGAAUAUUGAGAAAACCUAUCCAUUCAUUCGCGCAAUACUCGAAUUCGAGAUUUAUCCAUACUAGCUAAAAAUUGUUUCGAUUGAGUCAAAUUUGGGCGAAUAGCCACAGGAAAUAAUUAGUUUUGCCAACCCAUUGGUUUAUGAAGAAAAGUUAUUUAUUUGUAGGAAAAAUAAAAAAACAAACGAGGCGUUUAAAGUAGAAUUUAAAAUCACAGCAUCUGGCAAAACAAGAAAAAAUCACAGCCGUUGAAAAGCGGGCAAUAGUGGGGCUUUUGGUGGUCCCUCUCCCUCAUCGUCAUCGCCAAUUCAGUAGCAUCUUUCUUUUCUAUCUAUCCAUCCAUCUGCCUCUCCGUCCCCUCCUCUGCCUCCGCCCUCCGUCUCUCUGCUCACAAACAACAACAAAGCCCAGCAACAAGACAACCAGCAAACCAACACUUCCCCUUCAAUUAAUUCUCCCAACCCCUCCCUUCAAUUGCCAUCCCUUCCCUCCCCAUUUUCGCCUCUCCUGCCAGCUGCUGAAACACCCAGAAACUCCACGCCAGAUAGAGAGAGAGAGAGGGAAGACGAAACGGCUCAAACAAGUCUAAACCCCCGCCCUCACAACGCCAAACUCUCUCUCUUUCUCAGUCAGGCACACAGGUAGAGCUUGGAGAGCCGAGAAAGGCUGCACCUUGAUGUCCGAUUUCUGAAGGGCUCUGUCCUCGCUCUGUUUCCUCUGUUUCUCUGCUGUUUUUCUUUGUUGGGUUUUUUGUUUUUCCUUGUUUGUGAAUUAUGGAAGAGGAGAAGAAGAUGGUUGAUGUCAUAGAUGGAAGCGGAGGGAUGUCUGCUGCUUUGAAUGGCUUCUCUCCUGCUAUUUCCACCAGGAUCCACUGGAAUUCCAGGAAGAGAUCUGCUGGCGGUGGAAGGAGCUUCAACAAGGUAAUGGACGACAGCACCAUCACUACUCCUCCUCCUUCCAAAACAGAAGAGGAAGAUGAAAAGAUGCAGGAAGCAGCUGAAACCAACGAAACCCCUCAGCAGCUUUCCGAGCGGCGCAGGGCUCUGUUUGAACCCUUGGAACCCACUUUCAACCUCAAUGGGAAGCGGAUGUCUGCUGAAUCACUGCUUCCACCGCCGGAUUUCGAUGCUGCUAGCUACCCGAAAGGAUGGCUGAUCGGCAAGAAGAGGAAGCUUGUGAAUGUGGAUGUGGUUGAGAGCAUGCGCAGGAUUGCUGUACAGGAAAUGAACAGAAAGGACCGGGAGAUCGAUGGGCUUAACGAGCAGUUGGAAGAGGAUUCGCGGGUUCUCGAGCACCUGCAGCUACAGCUUCUCCAGGAGAAGAGUAAAAGGUCUCAGGUGGAGAGGGAGAACACGAUGCUACAUGAACAGGUAAACAUGCUUAUGAACAUGCUGCAAGAGAAUGAGGCAGCCAUGGAUGGGGAUGGAGAACUUGGUGACGAGGAAGAAGUUGGAGCAGGGGAGGAGGGAGAAGGCCCCAAAGGUCAUUGAGUAAGAAGUGACAUAGGUUGUUUUUCGAUGGUUUGUUCGUUUAUUCUUUUCUAGGUUUUGGUGUGGAAGUUUAGGACGAGAAAGUCGUAUCAUAGAUGAAGGAUAUUUGUCAGUAGUCGUGUUAGUGGUGGUGGAUGUAGUUAUACAGACUUAAGUUGGAUAUCAUACAAGUACAUUGGAGGUCUCGUAAUUUUUUAAUAUGUUGAAACUUGAGAAACCCUCUUGGAUAUACAUAUAAGCAUGUUUGUGUACUUUAAUAAUGCAGCAAAAUAUUAGCAGCUAGCUGUAUAUGUAUUGCAUUACAUGUAAUGUAUCAUAGUUAUGCGACUCCUCAAUUGAGACCUCCAAUGAGUUGCUCACGCUUAGAGAUGGCGAUGGGGUUGGGAGGGGUUAUGCCAAAUUCAAAUUCAUGUGUUUAUUAAAAAAAAAAAAACCUGGGAUAAAAUCCACUUGAGUUUGGAAAACUCAAACCCAAUCCGUUGGGUAUCUACGAGUUCACAUACAAAAAUGCAAUUAAACUAGUUUUCACGUGUGAACCGAGCCGGGCCGCCCAUGGGCUAGUAUGGCACGACACAGUUAGAACACGACACGAGCACGAGCACGAAAUAUAUGGGUCAGCCCGGCACGAGCACGAAUAAUUCAUGGGCCGUGUCUGGCCUAAACUUCAUGAGCACGAGCACGGUCUAUAAAUGGCCCGUGCCGGGCCAAACAUUUUCGAGACUAUAUUGAGUAUAAGAACGGAAAUGAAACGAAAAAGAAUAUUUUUUAUAGAAAUAAAUAUAAAAAAGAAUUAUAGGUUCAAAUAUUACUAUAUGCAUAAUUACUACCAUUAGUAAAAACGGACGAAGAAUUAAACAAAGUCGAAUCAUACCACGUUAUACUUUCAAUUUUCUUUUUCUGUCCUUAUUUGUUACAUUCUUAAAUAUCCUUUGUUAAUACUUACAUUCUUCGUCCAAUUUUCUCAUUUUUUUCAUUGUCUCUUUCAUUUUCUUCUUUUUCAUUAAGCACGAUUAUAAGUGCGGCACAAGCACGAAUAGGCACGGCGUGAUUUAAACUGUGCUCAGCCCAGGUCAGGCCGAACAAAAGUAACAAAUGGGCUGGCACGGCACGACACGAAAACUGACUGGUCGUGCCAAGCAUAUUUAUUAUUGAGCACUUCUACUAUGCUAUAUAGUAUUGGUGCUUUAAUGUACAACUUAAAUUUGUACCAUAACAUUAAAUGUAUAAGUUUAGGUUGUACCAUAAAGCAAUUUGUACCAUUAUGUUAUGGUACAAUUUUACAACUUGAAGUUGUACCAUCACAUAAAGGUACAAGUCCAAGUUGUACCAUAAAAGAAUUUGUACAAAAAGUAUAGGUACAAUCUAAAGUUGUACCAUAACGUAAAUGUACAAUUUUAAGUUGUACCAUAAAGUUAAAAUCCUAUAGCACCAAUACUAUAUAGCAUUGUAAAAUUUCUCAUUUAUUAUUACAUUCUAAACUUUUCAAAAUUUACAUUUUCAAGAUUUAGAUGUUUGCUUUGUAAAGUUUAGAUUCAUUUAUAAUAUAUAUUUUCGUUAAUGCUUUCUAGGACAUUUAGGCCAAUAUAUAUGAGCAUGAUGAACAUUGCGAUUUUUUGUUCAUUUAAAAGAAAAAAAAUAUCUAUCGACAUGCUCUCAAGAUUUCAAUCAGCAACAUGGUAUCAUAGUUCUUUAAAAAAAAAAAAAACAUGGUAUCAUAGGAAAUUUUUUGUUGCACGUGAUCAAUUCUUCUUCCGUUUGUGUUUGCUCUGUUUCCAAUUAGUUUUUGACUGUAAGUUUUCCUCUGUCUCAAGUCAUAUCCUUUGAUAACCUUAGUGAUAGUAAGGUGCUUAAACAUUUUAGGGGUUGUUUGGAGGAUGGGUUUCUCCAAAUUAAAAUAUUUAAUUAAUUUGUCUAUUGCAAUUUGUUAUAUCAAUGAAAUGUAUGAAUUUGA
Molecule: messenger RNA, 3579 nt
Organism: Linum trigynum
Lineage: Eukaryota; Viridiplantae; Streptophyta; Magnoliopsida; Malpighiales; Linaceae
Source: the annotation of a GenBank genome assembly